Phymastichus coffea is the source of this 1961-nucleotide messenger RNA. RefSeq names its product UDP-glucose 4-epimerase-like (gene Gale). Gene Ontology annotation, biological process: beta-D-galactose catabolic process via UDP-galactose, Leloir pathway. Gene Ontology annotation, cellular component: cytosol. The record is from RefSeq and is a predicted model, not a curated record. NCBI's taxonomy places the organism in Eukaryota, Metazoa, Arthropoda, Insecta, Hymenoptera, Eulophidae. Gene Ontology annotation, molecular function: UDP-glucose 4-epimerase activity. The transcript has 7 exons. Bases 594 to 1652 code for a protein of 352 amino acids.
UUCGAUAUUUCGUCUGCAGAAGUUAAAAAGUGCAACAUUCGUAACAACGUGGAGCAAAAUACAUAUUGACUAUAACGUAAUCAACUUGAUAAAAAUAAUCUGUCACUCGUAUAGCCUAUAUAGGAUAAGAUAAGCAUUAAUAGUAAAUCAACAAUUCACGUAAAUUAUUUAUUUAAAAAAAUGUAUAAGUCAAUCCACCUUAUAAAUGAAACACUAAUGAUGAGUCAUUGAAACGAAUUCUAUUGAAAGGAUUUAACGCAGAAUAAUACAAGCCAUUAAAAACCAAUUUUUAUUAUCAAACACUUCCUGAUGACGUUGAACCUUACAUAAGAUUGCCACGACGAAAUGAGUUAUCUGCAACGUUUUCAUACCAAGUUAGAGUGCCUUUACUGCCAACUGUACAAGUUUCGCUUAUUUCACAAACAGUGUUAUUAGUGCAUUUGUGAUAUUAUUUAUAAUGCACUGCUAGUUGGUUCUUUCUUCUGUACAAUUUAUUUUAUGUGUGCUGUAGCAAUAUAAAUAUAUUUGAACUAAUAAUUUGUAGAUAUUAACAUUCAAUAUUGAAUAGUAAAGCAUUUAAAAUAAUAGUAGAAAUGGCAGAUGAAACUAGGAAUAUUCUUAUAACUGGUGGUGCUGGUUAUAUAGGUUCACAUACGGUUUUGGAACUACUUAAUACAGAUUUUAAGGUGGUGGUUAUUGAUAACCUUAGUAAUGCUUAUAAAGGUAAAGGAAGUGAAAAGCCUGAGUGUAUUUUAAGAGUUGAAAAAUUGGCAAAUAAACAAGUUACAUUUAUUGAUUGUGACAUCACUAAUAAAAGUUCUUUAAGUGACAUAUUCAGUAAGAACAACUUUUUCUGUGUUAUUCAUUUUGCCGCCUUGAAAGCUGUUGGUGAAUCAUGUUCAAUACCGUUAGACUAUUACAAAGUAAAUGUCUCUGGGACAAUAAAUUUAUUAGAAGUCAUGAAGGAAAACAAUGUUAAACGGUUUAUUUAUUCAAGCAGUGCUACUGUAUAUGGUGUACCUGAAAAACUACCUUUAGUUGAGGGAAUGAAAAUAGGAAAUUGCACAAAUCCCUAUGGGAAAUCAAAAUUCAUGGUUGAAGAAAUAUUGGUAGAUCUCUGCCACUCUGAUGAAGCAUGGUCAGUAAUAUCUUUGAGAUAUUUUAAUCCAGUUGGAGCUCAUUCAUCUGGAGAAAUUGGAGAAGAUCCUAAUGGUAUUCCUAAUAAUCUGAUGCCUUUCAUUGCCCAAGUUUCUGUAGGUAAAAGAGAAUCGUUAUCUAUCUAUGGAAAUGAUUACAAUACCUGUGAUGGCACAGGAGUAAGAGAUUAUAUUCACGUUAUGGACUUAGCAUCUGGCCAUGUGAAAGCAUUAAUUUAUCUAAAAACUAAAAAUCCAACUGGCUUCCAAGCCAUAAAUCUUGGCAGUGGUAAAGGUCAUUCUGUACUUGAAGUAAUACAUGCCUAUGAAAAAGCAUCUGGGAAAAAAAUUCCAUACAAGAUAGUAGAGCGAAGAGCAGGGGAUAUAGCAUCAAGUUAUGCUGAUGCAAAUUUAGCCAAAAAACUAUUGGAUUGGGUUGCUGUUAAAAACCUUGAUGACAUGUGUGCAGAUACAUGGAGAUGGCAACAACAAAAUCCAAAUGGCUUUAGUGUAUGAUAACAUACUAGUCAAAAGAAAUAUUAAUAAAGUAAUUAUAUCAACAUUAUCAAAUGUACAAUAUUUUUGUUGUUCAAUCAGUUAAAAAUACUUGAUUGAUUACAUAUAUACUGUUGUAUCGCGGCUUGUAGUUACCAAAAUUACAUUCAAAUAAGUAAGCAUAGUAUAUUAGAAAAAUAUUUUUAUGAAAUUAUUUAUUUUACAAUUGUAUUGUUUAUUUAUAUUUCAUUUUUAAAACUAAUGGCUUACUGAAAACGUUAUAAUAUAUAUAUUUACUGAUCAGCAUUCACUUAAUUGAUAUAAAUUUUU